Messenger RNA from Porites lobata, 12836 nucleotides. NCBI's taxonomy places the organism in Eukaryota, Metazoa, Cnidaria, Anthozoa, Scleractinia, Poritidae. The record is from the annotation of a GenBank genome assembly.
GAUGCCAAGGAAUGUAAAGUUAUUGACUGCAAAACCUAUAAUUUUGCUGGAAGGACUGGCAUAGCUAUCCUGACUGGUAAUUACCACUUUUAUGUUGCAAACAACGUGGAAGAGGCCAGGAGUCGACAGUACUAUGACCCACCAGGUAAAUAAUGUUUUAUUUUGAAGUUACAUGUUCAUCUCACGUGCUUUUGUGAUCUAUAGAACUCAAUAUCUGCUUGUGUCUCACUUUCCUUUGGUGAUAAGUUUGAAUUUGAUGAGAGUUAAAGUGUUGUUCAACAGGCAAUAAAGGAAUCUUGUCACGCAUUAUUCCUUGUAGCAUUUGACUGACUGCAAGUGGGCUUGAAUUCUAACUUUUGUUUUUGCGGCGAGAAUAUUUUCAGGCUUUCUUCUCUUAAAUAUUUACAAUGAUCUGUCGUAGUUAAAUGUGUAUUUUGCCACAUUUUUCACAAGGAAAACAAUAACUGCUCUCGAUCCCAACUCGUUAAAAUUCUGUCACCUAACUACCUGAGGGCUGUCCCUAUCUGAGAAAACUAGAAAGUCUAAUCGUUUGCAGAUGUCUUUAGAAAGGCAGCACUUUCUGCUCAGCAUUAAAAGACCCCCGCCUAAGUGUUGAUCCAGCCGGUGUGUUGAACCAGCGACCUCUCGCUCAGCAGACCGGCGCUUAUCCAGCUGAGCUAACCGGACGGCAAAAAAUGACCAGUCAUGAAUCUUAAGAAACAUAGGGCCAGUUAUUUAAACGUAGUUUAGCCAGUGUUUAACAAAACCGCGUUCUGAGCCAUUUUCAAUUUGCCCAACGGUUUUAUCUAAACACCGUUUAUUGUGAAGUGUUUUAUGAAAGCAUAUAGAGUAGGUUAGAAAAGCAUUUAUCUUCUUAAAAUAUCGCACUAAGGAAGAGAUUCUGGAGGUCCAAAGAUUCGUUAAACCCCGGCUUAAAUUAAACUUCGUUUAAAUAACCGACCCAUAAUGUUUUUAACCAGGUUUAGAUGCUCCACCCAGCAGCUGGGUCAUUAUGCCGCAUGACAGAGGUUGAUCGUUGCUAGUGGCAAUUGAUAAUCUGUUAUACCUUACAGAAAAGGGACAGUGUAAUAGACUGGUGGGCUGUAGUAUGCAGUAGAACUGUUAUCGUGAUACAACCACUUAUAAUUCAAUCAUUGUUUCUCUUCAUCCAUGAAAAAUAACUUCAACCUCGAGACAUGCUUGCUUUUUCAUGAAGUUCCCGUCUUUAAAACGUCUGUUUCAGGAUUUGAAGAAAAGUUUACCAAGCAGAUAUUUGCACACCGAUUGCAACUCAGCAACGGUGGCGAAAACGUCUCUUUAAAAGAGAAUUCGGGUUGUUUGAAACUUCUUGGAGACGAAUCCAAUUUUUCAAAUGCGGGCGAGUUUUGGGCUUUUCUAGGGUUAAAUUCUCAGAGGCCGCAUUCAAGAGAAAAAUUGAUCAAAGUAUUCACGUUUUCCAUACAAUUAACGUGAAAUUAGGAAAUUUGCCCGCUCGGCAAAAUGUACCAGAAGCGUGAUGCACGUGUAGAGUUAUCGUUUAACGAAUUUUCGACCGGCUAAAAACAUUUGACCGGACACAUCGUUCACCCGGGACCGUUCAAUAUAUUUCGCUGUUCACACGGAACUUUGAACGGCUAUGCGUCUGGAUUUUCGUACGGUUAAGGUGAUGUUAUAGGAGACGAUGCGCCGCAACACAGCGUUGCAAUGUUGAAACAACGUUGCAACCAUUCGAAACAAUAUCGCAACAAUGUUGCAACACCGUGUUGCGGCUUGCGCGAAAAAUCGUUGUUGCGAAUUCGAGUGAACGUUCGACUGAAUUUUCAGCCGGUCGAAAAUUCGUCCUCUUUCCUUUUUGACUUUCUCUUUGCUGUCGCUGUCUCGACAUCCUAAACUUCCUCUUGAGUGCCAAGUGUAAGACAGGUUGCUACUUUUUACCAAUCCUGAAUCAGCCACAGGGCGUAGCAAAGCAGUGGGUGCAGGGAGAAGGAAGGAACGGAGGGGAAAAAAUAGAGAAGUGUGUUGAGAUGUCGCAAUGAGAAUAUUGUACAUCUCUGGCUUUAUCAGUGUCACAACUUUAAAUAUGAAAUAGCGAAGUCUCGAUCGUUUAUAAUGUUGACAAAUUCUUCACCGAACUCACACAAGUGAGUAUGCUUGCCGGCUACUGUUGUUGUUGAAUAGUUUUGAUAUUAUUCAAUUUUCAGACUGUUUCAUUCAGCGCUGGGGCCCCGGUCACUUCCAUCAUAGAAAUGGCCAUAUCUUACAAUUAUGAAUACUUAGCAAUGUUUACAGAUACUGGUUUGUUAUGGAUAGGAUCAGCAGAUUUACGGGUGGGUAUAACACUGUCACACUGUUCAGCCCGCAAAUUCAGCUAUCAGAGGACGAGUUCAAGCAGUUAGCGCCGAGUAGACUCGGAUUCUUAGAAAAUGAGAACGAGUGGCGGUCUAAUUCAACUGGUAGUACUAGCUUUGAUUCUAUAUCAAGGGUUGAAGAAAGCAUGUAAAAAGGAUUUGUUUAUACUACUUGAAUUUGAGGUAUCUUUUCUUGUGACAAAUGAAGACCCGUAAAAUUAAAAUUUUUGUAUCCGCCUUAGUUCUCCAUGGUGGGAUAUCAUCAUUAAUUUAGUUUAGCCACUUCUUCCUCGGAAACCGUGCAAAAACAAAUUCUUGUUAUGGCAAUGUUGAUUUUUAUCGCGUUCACUUAAUUUGCCGACAUCUCCGCAAAGCGAGGAAGCUUAGCAACCCGGGCCGCUAGGCCAGGCCCUGAAGAGCUCAACUUAAGUACGCCUGUAUUUCGCAGUUCUUUGAAUUUUGCAGUUAUUGUUGUAUUUCUGUCUUCUUUAGAAAAUCUACUGUGAGUUCAAUACUUCUUGUCCAUCAAGACCCAAGCAACUAACCUGGUAAGGAGGGAGCAAUUGUUCUUUCUAGAAUGAAGGCUCUCGUCUUUUAUGGCGAAUUCUCGCGCGGUUGGCCGGGCCAUUCUUUUGAAUUCAAACUGAGAGCCAUCGGUGUUUUUCUUUCUUCCGCCACCCAUCAAGCGAUGUGUCGCCGUCACGUGUUGCUGCAACUAAUCUCCUGACCUGUAGACAGGGAGUAAUCUGUCGCCGCAACGUGUUGCUGCAACUUGCCUCCUUGUGUGUUCCGAUCUUUACUUAUUUCAACAUACCUUACAGGUGUGCAAUGGGCGCUGUCAUAUGUUACUGGGACGAUUUUUGGAUGUUGUUGGACCGACAAUGGACACUAUUAGAUAUCCUUUGAUUAACAAGAUCAUUCUUUAUCAUGAUCCGACUAGCUUUCCAACUAUUUGCAGGGCAAGCUAUCUAACUGCUAGAGCAUGCUAGAAUUAAAUAUUCUUCUUCUUGUUGUUGUAAGUGUUGGCUUGGCCAAGUUGGUAAUUGUGCUGUCAUUCUACAAUUAUAUAUUGAUCGUGUUACUAAAAACACCCUUGAUUUGAACUGACAAUUGUUACUAGUGUAGAUACGAGUAGUUUUUUUUAUUGAGCACAAUAUUGACAUAUAUUUAACAAUUAUUACACGAGUGCGCGUUAGAUAUGAGUGGAAUAAUUAGUUAUUAAAAACGCCCACAAAAUAUCGAGAAUUCUUCCCGUUUUUAUUUGUAAGAACAACCGAUUUUCAAAUUUUGGUAUGUGGCUCAUAUUCCAUGAUGGCUAAGCCAGUCAGAGCUCUUUAAUUGCAUUAUCCCAUGAUUCAGUUUUUAAUCAGUAUGCAUAUGCUAAGGAUAGCGCCUGACUUCUUAACAUAUUUCACAUAUCAGAUGGACAGUGCUGUUCAUUUAGUUCAAGAGUUAGAUGGCGUAAGAAUCAUUGGUAACGAGACUCAUGAACUGCUUCAGCGAGUUCCAGGUUGGUAAAUAUGAUUACGUUGAUUGCGGGCGGUUUCUCCUCCUGGCAAAACCUCCCUAGCAACGAGGAGCAAGGUGAAACGGCUGUAUUAGCAGACUACAAGUGAAAGGUUUCAAAAUGCUCGCAGAUAUUCUGUCUUGUUCUCGAUUCAUAAAGCUAUCGAAAUAUAGCCAAAAAUAACAAUCCCUGUUGGUGGCCGGGAUGUCCUUGAGAUUUAUUUCUUCUCUACAGACAUUUGAUGCUUUUCCAAAUUACCUUCAUUACCUGUAGGUGCUUAAACCGAAAUAAACUUUCGAGACUGUUGACUUAACCUUGAGCUCAGUGUGGUCUUGCUGUGGCUCAUGUAUGAUUUUUCAACUUACUCCCCGGAAGCAGAUGGGACUGACUCUACAUUCAGUAUUCCCCAUCCAAAGAAAAUGGGUACCCUGUUGUCACGAAUAAGCAGAAAGCCCCUAAACUUUAUUCCAGUGACUUGUUCAAUCGGUUCACGGUCAAGUCGCCCGAAAUCAGGGUCAUGUCGCCCGAUAUCUUGAGUCAUGUCGCUUAAAGUAAACAGCGAUAUUUGCGUCUUUGUUUAACUUCACAUUUGCAUAGGUUACCGGACACAGUUGAGUCUACAUUGUUGAACAUUGUUGAACUAAAUUCCUUAGGAUAUACUUCAGAUGUUACUUUUCUUCAAGUCUAUACACUCGAUAAAAUUUUGGGCGACAUGACUUAGGAUUUCGGGUGACAUGACUCUGGUUUCGGGCGAUAUGACUUUUGGGCGACUUGACCGGUUACCGUUCAACCAGAACCACUUCUUAUCACGAAUGUGAAUAAUUAUGUCCGAUACUAGAGCAACUAUUUCUAUUCAUCUUUCAGCUGCUGUGGAACAAGUGUUUAAAAUCGGUUCAAUGGAACCAGGUGCGAUGCUGUUUGAUGCAUCAAAGGAAUUUGAGGUAAGCAAUGCUUCACUCUCUCUGGGAAAAAGUUGUCCCGGGUAAAAGGCUCAGCCGCCUACCCAAGCCAGUGGCGGAUCUAGGGGAGGGGUCAGGAUCCUGGGGUGGGACUGCACCCCCUUAUCUCAGGGGUCUGAAUGACCGGGCUUCCCCUUAUCUGAAGGUCUGGACCCUCCACUGCGAGCCACCCUGGGCAGCCUGUUGUUGGGUGACCUGUUUUCCAUGGUAAGGUCACCAUCCUAGCUGAGCCAACUUUUCUCCAAAUAAUAAAAAAUAAUCAACUUUAUUUAUAUAGCGCUAUUUGAGUCCAAAACCUCAAUAGCGCUUUACAGAAUUCAUAAGAAAGAACAAUAAUGAAUGGAAAAAAAACAUAGCUGCAGUAGCAUGAUAGUAAAAACAAUACUUGACGAACAACAAUAAAGUUUCAACUUAAAGAUUCUAAACUGCACUAAAACCUUAAUCCCUAAAAAUUAAGCUGUCGUUAUGAUUCUUUCGUGUAUAUUCCUGUAAACAGAAAAAGAGCGCCCGAGCAGAGGAGUGCAUUCGGAUAAUCAAAGAACGUCUUCCUGAGGCUGUGCAGCAAUGUAUCCACGCCGCUGCCGGGGAACAUGAGCCUGCAAUACAAAGAGGACUGCUGAGGGUGAGUAUAGUUUGGGAGGUAGUCAUGGCAACCACAUGAUCCCAUGUUCAGUUGCUGCGUUUCGAUUCUCACAGCAACCCGCCCCGAGGGGGUGGGGGAGUUGUUGACAAGUUUAAGGUUUCUUACACAGUGAUUGGUGUUCUGUAAACUGCUAGAGAAAUUUACCAUUGUUUGAAAAAUACAUUAUCUGUUUUCCGUGGCAAAAUCACCACCUCCUACUAAAAAUGUUUUGGUUAAUCUGCUGAAGUUCCUUCGGUUGGGCAUAAAUCGUUGAACGUGAUGCCGUGAAAAGAAAAUCUGUACUCAGUAUAUCUGGGUAAUUUGAAUUGAAAGCGAAGAGCGCAAGUAGUUCGUCCAUUAUGUUUCUAUUUGAGGAGUGUAGUAAGAGACAUAAAGGACUUCAUUAAUGCUUUCGACGAACGCGUCAUUCAGUGAUUUUUCAGUUAUACAGGAUGAAUUGAAAGUAUAGCUAAUCUCAGCGAGUGGUCAACAUUCGCCGAUAACACUGCUAUGUUACCAUCUACCAAGCGAAGUUUGCAACGUCGCUUGGUCAGAGAUUUUAGGCGGGAAAUAAUUCUCGUGUGACAUGUCGUGUGUCCUCGUAGUAACCAGUAAGAGCGCUCCGGCGGUUGAUGUUGGGGAAAAUUUUACCUAUAGUAUAACCGUUUCUUUACUGAUCUCCGCUGUAAUCUUUUCUUCUCUUUGCUAGGCUGCUUCCUUUGGUAAGAGUUUUCUAACUGAUAUGCCGCCACACGCGUUUGUUUCGAUGUGCCGGAAUCUUAGAGUGUUAAACGCCGUGCGGGACUACAUGGUUGGCAUUCCACUUACAUAUGGACAGUAUCCUUUAUCUUAUUUCAAGAGUGAACCAAAUUUUCAGUUGUUGCAAAAGCGUCGUCUCACAGGUUACAUUUUGCCCAAUUGCAGCGUGUGUUGCAGCAAGUCUACACUAUGCUAGCCUCCGUAGCAACACGAAAAUUUUUUCUAUUUUUCGGGUAAAUUUGCAGUUGCUUAAAUUGCAAUUUCCGCUGCGACGAUCAUAUCUUCAUUUAAACUUGCAUUUCCGUAGUUCACAUCAUCUUCAACUAAGUUAUCAUUGCUCUGGUCCCAACUUUUUCGACGAACUUGCGCGGACACCUUUUCUAGCGUCGGCACGGAAACCAUAUCAGAGAGUGUUUCUGUCCACACAAGAGAACGGUGAUUUCGGUGCGAUUUAUGUAACGGGGCAAAGCUGCGGGGUUUAAAUUACUUUUUUUUUUGCAGGGAACGAACGAGAUAUGUUCCUUUUUCUCUUUUUUAAAACGGAUAUGUUAAAAGUACGUUAACACAGUUUUCAAUUUUUUGGCUCUUAUCAAGUUCGUAAGUGGGCUCCAUUUUGCUUUUUUGUUCUCUGAGAGUACUCUUUUGAUUAUUUUUCAAAAAUUAUCCAAUUUUGACGCCUUGACGAUCGUCUUAGACUGGAAAAACUAACAAUGAAAACCCUUAUCGACAGGUGAGUUUUGUUUUUGUCACGCUGUUUGUUGUCUUUUUAAAAAAGGUAAAACUUGCAAUGCUUAUGCCUUUUUUGAGGGGGAGGGAGGAGGGGGGCGGUAAACAAGGUGUAUUGCUAUGUAGCUGGAAAUUUUUUCAUAACAGUGCGCGCUCUCGUUGGUUUCUUCGAGGUCACAUGACAAUUAACAAUGAAACUGUUUCCUGCCCAAAUCUGUGAGCGGACAACAUUACAAAAUCUAUGACGUCAUAAGGGAACGGUGCAUUGUUACCCACGCAUGUUGACCGACGACUACCGUUACAGCGAGGUUCAAUGAAUUUCCAGCUAUAUAGCCUCGGGAAACAUUGAGAACUCGGAAAACAAAUUUCUGCUUCCCUUGAGACCAGUCAUUAGGUGUUUAAGUGUUUAUUGCAAUAUGAAACGUUCAAUAAGUUCCAAGCUUCAGGUGAGAAUCAAACUUACGACCUUCCGAGUUCGAGAUCGGACGUUCUACCCACUGAGCUGCUGGGGGCUCUAUAGUGUGCAGCGUCGAAAUUUUUUUUGAUUAUACACCAGACCUGCUAUAGUACAUAGUACGAAAUAGUAAUUUUAAGAAAAAAAUAACAAAAUUAAUAUGAUGUAUGUCCGAUAAUCUUUCUCUUUUGCCCGACUAAAAUGGUGACGUGGUUGGACAUAAAUCAUUUCUAAAUGUCAAAAUUAUUUGCAUUCCUACUGAAUAUAAAACAAACUGAAGCAAAGUUGUUGUUUUUUACUUGCCUACUUUCCGUGUCUAAACCGUGUUUACUAAAUUGAUUUUUCCGCCAACAGACCUGGAGAGGGAAUUAUUUCGCUUAAGUUUAUUUUAUUACCGUUUAUUUUCUGCUCCUGUAGGCUUGUUUUGAGGCGUCACUACUGUCUGGCCAUAAGAAUCUGUGAUUACCUGAAGAUUCCUAAGGAGGAGGGUGCCAGUCGCAUCCUUGGACACUGGGCUUGUUAUAAAGUGAGUGUAACCAGCGGAUAGCAGCUGGCUGUUACCUAUAUGUAAGCAGGUGUCUUCCUGCAAUCAGCUUAUGGCUGGUAAUUUGAUAAAAUUGGUAAUGGUAAAUUAUGGUUGUGGAAAUAGACACAACUGGGGUUGGGUGUCCGGUGUUGUAGAUCAAUUAGACUGGAUUGUACGCGGUGAAGACAGCGUGGCCAGGCGCCCAUCGCGUUGUUUUCGCAAUCCGGCGGUCCCUGGUUGGAGUCCCACUCUGGCCACUUGCUGAAAUUCUUGGCGGUCCGGCAUUUCCAAGUUCAGAUACCCUGUCAUGCUUGUAAAUAGCCAACUGGUUGCUCCUGCCAGUUGGGGUUUUUAAUCCUGUUCUGUUUUAUUUUUUCAAUAAAUAAACAGUUGGACUUUCACAUGGCUGGGAUGAUCACAUUGAAAUUAACUUCUCCGCCCUAGUAGAAUACAAUAGUGUCCGUAAAUAGUUUUUCUUGUGUUGAAUAUAUUGACAUCUCUUUCGAUUCUACACCUCUUCAAAACUUGCUUUUCUUGUUUAAACAGGUUCAGCAAGCCAAUGUCGAUGACGAAGAGAUUGCUCGUGCUAUCAACUCCAAGCUCGGAGAGACUCCUGGGAUAUCGUACUCAGAAAUAGCUUCAAAGGCAGUGGACUGUGGACGAACUCACCUGGCCAUCAAGGUUAGUUGAGAGCAUUCACAUGUGAACAGUUUUAUUAUAGAUUACGUUCCAAGCACAUUUUGAGGCAUAAAGCGGUGUCCUCCGUUAGUAUUUCCUUGCUAAAUGCACUGAGGCUUAAAAUAACGGGGGUUGGUACAGAAUGGGAUUUUUUUACCCGCGAGAUUGCUUUUACUGUAGGUAAUCAAGAUUUUUUUUUUCAGUAUCCGGAGUAUGAAGACCGCGCUUUGUAAUAAGUUCGGCGGUCCGCUUUAUUAUCAGCAACACCACUAUGGUGAAAUAUUAGUCAAUUGUUAAAGGACUCAUGUCGAGAAACAAAACGUACGGCUGCAAAGAAGACCAAUGGGGGAAUGGAAUAUGGAGAGAUUUAACAAAUGAGUUGAUAAAUUAAAUACAAACAAGUUUCAUGCUCUAGCCCUUCGUCAGAGCGAAGAAGGGAUAGCACUCGAAAUGUUGCUGCUAUAUGGCUCCGAGGCUUUCUGGUCAUUUUUUCCUUAUUGGGUUUGGUUUUUUUUGUGCUUAAUUCUCUUCUGGGCAUUUCGAGACAAUUGAGUCGUGAAAAAUUUUCAAUUUUGACCCUAAAGCCUUGGAGUCAUGUUAGAAUUUUAAUAUAUCGAACGUGGGCCAUUGAUCAAUAUAACUUCUUAACUUUCACCAUUGUUCUGUCCAGGGGUUACCAACAUGCUCGUCUCGUAAGACGUCAACAAAACCUGGAACGGACCAGGUCAGAUCAAUCCCUGUAACUUACUGGAUAACGAAAGAUAAGGGAUAGUGCCUCUGGGAAUGAUCUGAUCCGGUUCUGCGGUCCAGGUUUUGCCUACGGCCUUUCUCGUGGCUUCGCCGCUUGUGCCUCCACGAGGAGACCUGCCUACAGCCUGGCUUAAAGCCAGCCUUGACCUCUAGCUGGAGCAAUCUCACCAUAAGUAAGUUCGUCGUUUGACAAUCGGUAAACGAGCCUAUCAUAGCCAUGUCAUGAUAGCCUGUUCAAAGUCCGUCGAGCGCGGGUGAUAAAAUAUAAGCCGCAGGGGAUUAUAUUUGAAAUGAACGAAAAGAACAAUAAAACAACGUCUGUGUACAGGCUAUGCCAUGAUGCAUAAUGUAUCUUUUAAGAUACUCACAUCUUCGUGGUCUGGUUUUUUACCUUUAGCUGUUGGACUAUGAAGCAAAAGCCGCUGACCAAGUUCCACUGCUCAUGCGCAUGAAUAAAGAUGACCUAGCGCUCGAGAAGGCCAUUAUGAGUGGAGACACGGAUCUGGGUGAGUUAUAAGUGGGUACCACUGCGGAGAACUACAGCUAACUUUGAGUAUAGUGGAGGGAACAAUUUUUGAAGCGCGUUUUUGUUUCGUCGUAGUCGCAAGAGCCGACUGAUAGAAAGAUCUAUCGUAAUGUUGAAAUUGUACCAAAGGUUCCAAAAAUUUAGAAUAAACUCUUUCUCAGCUUAAAAGUUGGCGUUACACCAGCGGCGUUACAAGCUGAGACAGUUUCAAACCUUAAAACAUUUUUGAGAUUGUUUUGUUGCUCAUUAUUUGGAUCUUCCCUCACCGUUGACACAAUUUCAAGUAUAUUUCAACCAUCUUGAUCCUUACAUGCUCUCCUCCAAUGGUAACAGCUUUCUCUGGUCAGGUGAUCAAAAUUGAUGGAUCCGAACUGCCGUUUUGCAAAACCCGCCUACUUGAUUUUCCCCUGUAUCUAGAUGACAUUUCAUUUGUGUUGUCUUUUUUUUCUUUCUAGUGUAUAUGGUUGUUAUGCAUUUGAAGGAUAAUCUAACUCUUGGUGAGUUCUUGAUGGCAAUACGUUACCAUCCUGUGGCUCUCAGCCUCUACAUCAAGGUAAGUCUAUGAAAAAAAGUUGUGUAAAUGAGUGCGUAUUUGUUCAAGGCUUCAACCAAGAGAAAAUCCGCCAUUAUUUGCCAGGAGACAUUUUUUCCUUUCUCUGUUCAUUCUUUAAGGCCAUAAAAAUGACGUUAAAAUGUUUAAAACUUAAAUGGAGGGGUGAGAGGUUUUACGGUAAAGUUUGGAGCAUUUUUAAUCUCAUUUCUUUGAAAUGUCGGAGUCGCGGCAGUGAAAAAUGGCUACGUUUCUAUUUGUUUUUUUCAAGGUCCCGGAGAAUCGCACUCAAGAAACAGAGAAGAGAAGAACCUUCAGUUCUGUUUCUCCUCUCUGUACUGUCAUAAGCAAAAGUUCUCAACCAAUCGGGGCGCGUAAAUCACUCGGUUAUUGUAAAUCGUUAGACUGUGUGGCAGGCGGCUUAAGAGGUAUUGAAAAAAGUAAAAAAGGGAGGGGUAAAGGGAAGAGAAAAAAAACGACACCUUUUUUCAUUUUUGCUUCUUUUCCCUUCCCUUCACUCCCCUCCCCCUCUUCUCUCGUUUUUGCACCUGUUACGCAAACUACCACGCAGGCUAUUGUGAAACCUAUAUAUUCACUUUGGCAUGACUGUGAUUUGUCUGCAGUACUGCAAGGAUCAGGAUCGCCGUACACUUGUGGACCUGUUCUACCAGGAUGACCAGUUUAUGAACAGUGGUAAUGCCUUUGUGCAGGACAGCUACAGUGAGAAGGUAUCACAUAAAGUAGCUUGCAUGCUAUCUUGCUUAGGAGGGGAUCUGGUCGAAUGUUGUUUUAUUAUUUUAUUUCUUUAAUAUGUAAUUUCAAUUCUGAGCAAAGGGGUGCGUACGCUUCACUCCGUUUCUUCAUGGCGUCAUAGAUUAUUUUUGUUUCCGUGACUGUAGGUGACUACAAAGCUCCCCUCAACCUCAUUGCCGGGACGUUUUCCGGUUAGAAAAUGGGAUAAACCCCUGUGAACGAAUGGUCGGCAGCAAUCUUGUUUAUUUUGAGCGUCAAGAAGAGCCAAGAAUACGUGUAGCAACUCUUAUUUGUAAUUUAACUCGCACAUUUCUCGUGUUUAAACUCGAAACCUUUAGCAAAAUUCGUUCUAUUCAAGCAGUGAUAUCUACUACACAUGCGCUAAUUGUUGCCGUCCAUUUCUUCGUUGUAAAUAGUGGCCCUUAAUACAUGCAGCGACCACGUAACCAAAGGAGACAUAAAACUACAAGGUUGCUGGUAUUUUUCACAGGGAUCGUCCAACGAACAAAGCGCGCGCGCCUGAAAAUCGCAGCUCUGCAGGAAAGGCCGUCACGCGAAGGGUUAAUUAUUAGUUGCGUAACGCCUUCCGGUCUCUCUCCCAAUGUGCUCCGCAGAGCUUUUACUAACCUUGUCUGGCGGAGCGGUUACUUUUAGUCCUGAACCAAAAGGAUCACAUCCUUGGAAAAGAGAUUGGCGCUCACCUUAUUAUUCCUUGAGAAAUAAGAGGAAAUUCGUUAUCUAUGAAAUGUUGCCGGCCAUAGAAUAGAAUCAUCGUUUUGAUAUCUCUUGUCACUACACUUGACAUAAAAUCUGAUUUUCUUCUAUUUUUAUUAUUUAGACAAUAGAAUCCAAGAUGAACACAUUGUCCAAAGCACAGAUGUCUUACCAGCAAGGAGGAUUUCAGUUCUACUCAAAGGUGUGUGCUCUUCACUUUGUUGCUUUGAUUUAAAAUACUUCAAACUCCUUCAACGCUAGAGCCACUCAUUCCUUACCAUGUGGAGAAACAGCAGACGGAUGUUAUGUUUUGUCUAGUAAUCUAGGAUACGGGAUAAACGUGCGACAUUCGUUUCAAAAGCACCCAGAAACUCUCCACUCCUCUCGCUGUGUUUCAUUAACAAAUACCUUGACUGUGCUCUGAACUGAUAUAAAUAUUAUUACGCAGGAGGAAGCGCCGGGCUAGUGUACGAAACGCCGAGUGUAGGGGGACGCACAAGACUUAGUCGAGAGUGUUUAUCCCUAGUUCUUAAGUGCUUUGUAACAUAACAAAGCGCAGUAAAGGUUUCUUUAUUGGUUUUAUGAUAAAGAAUCCGUUAAAUUCGCCACGCAUUACGUUCUAAUUUUCAAAACAAACUAUUGGCAGAUGGCGUGAAAGCUGAAGCUCCGUGUUUUAUACCCUGAUAAACACGCUUUGUCAUCCAAUCAGAGUGCGCGUUAAAAGAGUGUUUUCACAUGACGUCAUGGCGUCCAUAUUGGUGUCCCAAACCAAUCCUCUGGGAGUUGAACUCUUUUCUUUAUAUGCAAACGCUAUCUUUUGUUCCAACAAAUUUGCAUAGAUGCUGGCCACGUGAGUGAAAACACUAUACUGAUCUGAACUAUAUUAUAAAUAUUAUAACAAAACAUUUCUUGUCAGUUAUGCAUUGUAUGCAUGUGCGAUUCAAUUUUCCAGGCAACAGAAUAA